AUGGGAGCCCGAGGAGCAUUCCACCUCCUGCUCGUGUGCCUGAGCCCAGCGCUGCUGUCUGCUGUACGGAUCAACGGGGAUGGUCAGGAGAUCCUGUACCUGGCGGAAGGUGACAAUGUGAGGCUGGGCUGCCCCUACAUCCUGGACCCUGAGGACUAUGGUCCUAAUGGGCUGGACAUCGAGUGGAUGCAGGUCAACUCAGACCCCUCACAUCGGGAGAAUGUGUUCCUUAGUUACCAGGACAAGAGGAUCAACCAUGGCAACCUCCCCCACCUGCAGCAGAGGGUCCGCUUUGCAGCCUCAGACCCCAGCCAGUAUGAUGCCUCGAUCACCCUUUCGAACCUGCAAGUCUCCGACACAGCCACCUAUGAGUGCCGGGUGAAGAAGACCACCAUGGCCACCAGAAGGGUCAUCAUCACUGUCCAAGCACGGCCUGCGGUGCCCUUGUGCUGGUCUGAGGGCCACUUUACACAUGGCAAUGAUGUGGUGCUGAAGUGCUUUGCCAAUGGGGGCAGCCCACCUCUCACCUACAAGUGGGCCAAGAUCAGCGGGCAUACUCACCCCUACCGUGCCGGGUCCUACCAUUCUCAACACAGCUUCCACUCUGAGCUCUCCUACCAGGAGUCCUUCCACAGCUCCAUCAGUCAAGGCCUGAACAACGGUGACCUAGUGUUGAAGGACAUCUCCUACAAGGAUGAUGGGCUGUAUCAGUGCACAGUGGCCAACCACGUGGGCUACAGCGUGUGUGUGGUGGAGGUGAAGGUCUCAGACACCCGGCGCAUAGGAAUCAUCAUCGGCGCAGUGCUGGGCUCUUUGCUCGCGCUGGGCUGCCUCUUGGUGGGCAUCUGGGGGCUCAUCUGCUGCUGCUGCGGGGGCGCCGGGGUCGGCGGCGGCUCCCGCGGUCCCUUCGGCUACGGCGGCGGGGUCGGCGGCGGGGUCGGCGGAGGGGCCUGCGGCGACUUGUCUAAUGAGAUCAGAGAGGACGCCGUGGCGCCCGGGUGCAAGGCCAGCGGGCGCGGCAGCCGCGUCACCCACCUCCUGGGGUACCCGACGCAGAACGUCAGCCGCUCCCUGCGCCGCAAGUACGCGCCUCCGCCCUGCGGCGGUCCGGAGGGCGUGGCCCUGGCGCCCCGCCCCGCCCCCGCGGCCGCCGCCUGCGAAGCGGGCCCCUCCCCGGUCUACGUCCAGGUCAAGAGCGCCGAGCCCGCCAGCAGCGCCGCCGAGGGGCAGCUGCAGAGCAAGGACGGCCUCCUGGUGUGA
Messenger RNA from Rangifer tarandus platyrhynchus (Svalbard reindeer), 1260 nucleotides. The record is from the annotation of a GenBank genome assembly. NCBI's taxonomy places the organism in Eukaryota, Metazoa, Chordata, Mammalia, Artiodactyla, Cervidae.